AUGGAGGAAGAUGAGCGACCAGCUGGUGAGCCAGACAAAACCCCGAAACAGCGAUUGCUUCAAUGGAUUCGAAGGAAAUUGCCUGACGAUGUGCCAGUGACGAAUUUCACUUAUGAUUGGAAUGAUGGCUUGGCGUUGGGUGGCUUGGUGAACUCAAUCUCGCCUGACUCUGUGUCAGAUUGGCGAAACUGGGAGCCAGAUGAGGCGCUGGAUAACACGCGAAGAGCCAUGACUGCUGCUGCACAAGAACUCGGAGUGGCCCCUUUAAUCACGCCAGAAGAAUUAAUCAAUCCAAAUGUUGACGAGAAAUCUGUGAUGACUUACUUGGCACAAUUUCCCCAGGUAAAACCACCGAUGAGAAAGGGGAAAUUGCAUGGAGUUGAGGUGACAGCGAUCGCUGGACGAGCCGCCGAUUUUCAUGUGAUCAUGCCAACAGAUGAGCAUAAACCAAAGCUCUCGAUCCAAGACGAGCACGGUCAGGACAUUCACUUCACUGUGAACAAGAUCCCAGCCACGUGCAACUACAAUGUCAAGUACACGCCUGAGAAAGUCGGAACGGCAAAGAUUUCCCUCUUCACCACAUCGAUUCUCAGCGGUGAGAGUGUGGCGAGUGAUUCAGCUGAAGUUCGAGUGAUUGAAGGAGCAAGGAUGCUAGACUUUGGAGGAUCCGGAAAGGUUGGUGAAGUGAAAACGUUUGAGAUCGAGAAUGCUGGGGAUGGGCCGGUUGACGUUGUUGUCGUGGAUUCAGACGGAAAAGAGCAUAAAUUACCAGUUGUUGGUUCAACGAUUCCGGGUUGUUACAUUGCUGAUUAUCCAUUGGGAAUGGCGGGAACACACUCGGUGAAUGCUUUCCAUCGUGGAUCAGCGAUUGUCGGCAGUCCUUUCCGAUUAAAAGUGUUACCAAAAAGCUCUUGGGAAACGUGGGGUCGAGGUUUGCAAUCGGAUGGAGUUUGCGUGGGAGAUAAGGCUCCAAUCUACGUUCAACCGUCGUCUUCGGAUUCAAGCGAUGACAUCAAUAAAGCACCGAUCAGCGUCGAAGUGGUAGAUGGUCACAGUCGAAAAGUUGCGGUGACACGGACGAUUUCAAAUGGUCGAGCGAAAUUCGAGUACACCCCGACAACUGAAGGAGUCUAUCGGGUUCAAGUGCUGAAUGCGGGUGAACCAAUCGGUCAAACUCCGUACGAGGUCUCUGUCAGUCCAACUUCGAAAUCUCCAGUGCGCGCGUUCGGACCCGGUUUAGAAGGUGGAAUUGCGCAACAACCGAAUCUCUUCUAUGUGAAUACACACGGCGAUAGUGAUGCUUUGGCUUUCACCAUCGAAGGACCGAGCAAAACGGCGAUCGAGUGCGCUGAUCGAGGACAGGGACAAGCGCUUGUCGAGUAUACGCCAAAAGAAAGUGGUGUCUACAAGAUCAACAUCCUCUCCAAAGGCGAGCACAUUCGCGACAGUCCUUUCGUCGUCUGGGUUGACCCAGCGAACCAAUCGAUUCGACCAUCAGCUGUUCGAGUGACGGGACUCGAGACGAAAAAAGCGACAAAAGGAGAGAAGACAACUUUCCGGAUUGACACGAAAAAUGCUGGUGCCGAUCUUCUUCCCCAAGUGAGUGUGGUCGAUGGAAAGUACGGACAAAUCAUUCCAUCAAUGCGAGAGGUGAAUCCAGGGUUGUACGAGUGUUCGUUCACGCCGAAAGACACUGGGGCACACUUUGUGAAUAUUGGAGUGAAUGGGGUAGCCGUACCAGGAGCACCUUUCCCACUAAACGUUGAGGAGAAAAUUGAUGCAUCGAAGUUGAACAUUUUCGGGCCAGGAGUGGAAGGACCGGUGGUCAGCCAACAACCCACUCAUUUCACUAUUGACGCUAAACAGGCUGGACCAGGCGCUGUUGAGGUAGCUCUUGCGGAUCGCGACGGUCGAGCGGUGGACAUUGACGUACUCGACAAUCAAGACGGAUCAUUCACUGUCAAGUACACUGCACCAAGACCAGGCGCAUAUCAGUUAAACGUUGUGUUCGCUGGUGUUGACGGUCCACCGAUUGAGAUCAAUGUGAAACCGCAUGUGGAUCGAGGUGGAAUUCGAGUGGAAGGACUUGAGAAUGCCAUUGUGACAGUGAACUGCGAGAAAGAGGUGCACGUGUUCACGUCGGAUGGAGAGAAUACAAGGAUUUUGAUUACAAGUCCAUCAGGGCGAGUGGUCGAGGCGUUGAUCGAGUCGACACCAACGGCUGAUGUUCUCACCGGUUAUUUGGCAAAAGUUAAAGUUGAUACGGGAAAGACUGAAGCGCAGACAAAAGGAUUGCAAUUCAUUGCGACAUUGCCAAAUGAGAAACGAGUGUUGAUUCCGUGUGAGAAACUCAAUGGAAAGUAUGAGGCACAAUUCAUCGCUAAUGAUAUUGGAGAGACGAAACUUGAGUUGCUUUUUGACGAGAUUCCGAUUGAAGAGGCGUUUCUUCGUGUACAUCAAGGACAAGAUGCGUCAAAGUGUUGUGCAAAUGGACCUGGAUUGAAAAAAGCGAUUGUCGGAGAGAAGGCCACGUUUCAAAUUGAUACACAGGGCGCAGGCGAUGGUGCACUCGCGUUGGAGAUCAGCGGCCCAAUGGAAGCAGAGACGCAAGUAACAGAUUUCCAGAAUGGAUCGUGCAAAGUCGAUUACAUCACGAAAGAACCCGGCGCUCAUCAAAUCGCAAUCUUGUAUGGAGAGGAGAAAAAGCAUAUACCAGGCUCACCCUUUAUGGCAUUCGCUGACUACAAGAAAGACAAUAGUAAGAUCAAGGUUGAGCUGCCAGACAAUGGAAAGCAUCGUCUUGGCGCGACAAGUGCAAUUGUGGUUGAUGCCUCAAAAACAGCUGCCGGAGAGGUGACAGCAAGAUUUCCACCAGAUCAAAACCAACCAAGUGUCGUGAGUCUGAGCAGUCGUCGGGGUGUAAAUGUGGUGGAAAUUGAUCCACACGGGAAACCGGGUGACAUCAUUCCAUUAGAGAUUUCAUAUGAUGGAGAACCAUUGAAAGAAAGCCCAUUCUUGAUACACUUGGUCGCCUCUUGUGAGCCACAAAAAGCACAUUUGGAAGCAACUAGAGAUGGAAGUGUUGUCUCUGCUGGAUCAGAUGCCUAUCUACAAUUGAAUACGAAUGAUUGUGGUCAAGUGAAAAAAGUUGCGACUGCAAUCACUGGACCUGAUGGUCACUCUCGUCAUUGUACAAUCGAAGAAAUUGGUGAUCGUCUUCAUUCAAUCCAUUUCCCCACCGAUCUAGCCGGAGUUUAUGCAGUGGAUGCACUUGUGAAUGGGGAAAAGAUAUCGGAAAGACCGUUGAGAAUACACGCGAGACCUGUGGGCAAUGUAGAGAAUGCGAGAGUGAAGGUCCGUCCAAUUGAUGAUGAAUGGUUGUUGGGUGAGGAUAAGUUCCUAAUAAUCGAGCGAGAUGAAGACGAGCUUGAGGCUCAUCUCUCACUUCUCAAAUCUCAUCCAGAAGCGCUUAUGGCCGAGAUCAUUCAAAAGAGAGUUGACGGGAAAAUUCAGGAUCACGUUCGUUUGCGUGCACUUGAAGCCGGGAAACAGAGUGUGAAUGUCGUUUAUGGCGGUGAUUUGUUGCCCGAUGGAACUGUGACUUUUGAGGCGGUUACCCAAUUGAGUCGUGCCGUCAUUUCACCGCAAACCGGCAAAGAAAACAUCGAUCAGAUUGAGCUCGAUCGUCAAUCCGAACUUCAAACAGAGGCUCAAAAAAGGGAGCCGUUUUUGUCGAAUUCCUCGGAAAAGUACUCGUUUUUGAGCGAACAACGAGCGCUGCGCGGUGACCUCCCGCCAUCACCCUCAAAACUAGCUUCGAUCAGACGAGCCUCAUCCACUUCGAAUCAGGGAAGAGACAGCGCCAUCGAGGCCAACGAGAGAAGAUAUUACGGCUUAUCUGAGCAAUCACCUGAGCUGAAAGAGCGCGAGUUUAACUUCAAUUUCGACAAAGCGCAAAUCAACAGCGAUCUUUUGAAAGCUCAGGUAUCAACACCAAUGGGAAUGAGAGACGAGGCUCAAAUUAUCGACAACCAUGACGGCACAGUUCUCGUCAAAUACGCUCCGAAAACCCCGGGACCACACGAGUUAACCAUUCUGCACGAUGGAGCUAUUUUGCAGGGAACUCCAAUCAAAUUCUUUGUUGACUCUUUCGAUUCGGGACAUGCCACCGUUUAUGGACCCGGUUUACAACAAGCGAUUGUUGGAGAGUCGGCUCAGUUCACCGUCUCAGCAAAGGGAUCACAUGCAAAAGAGCUCUCUGUGAGCAUCGAAGGAGCUGCUCAAGCGAAUAUCAAGAUUCACGAUAAUAAAGAUGGCACAUGUUCGGUCUCAUGGAUUCCACCAGUUGUUGGCGACUAUAAAGUUCAUGUGAAGUUGGGUGGACGAGAUGUGAAAGAUUCUCCAUUUCACGUGCAAGCACACGCAAAAGAUGGCCACAAAAACGCUCAUUUACAACUUGGAUCCACGUCCGAGAUAGCUUUGAACAUUUCGGAGUCAGAGUUGAGCGGAGUGACGGCAACGAUUAAAUCACCAUCGGGACAUGUGGAACCGUGCUUUGUGCGAGCGCUAGAGGGCGGAAGAUUGGGAGUCUCUUUCACUCCCCGUGAAGCCGGUGAGCAUCUCAUCAAAGUGUUCCGCGACGGGAAACCAAUACCGAAAGGACCCUUCAAGAUUAAAGUGGAUAAAAGCCAAAUCGGUGAUGCGGCUAAGGUGGAGGUGAGAGGUGAGGGAAAACACAAUGCGGUCACCAAUCAAGACAACGAGAUCCUCGUGGACACGAGUAAAGCUGGUUAUGGUGGUCUCUCCGUCUCAGUGCAGGGUCCAUCGAAAGCCGAGCUGAAAUGCAAAGAGGUUAAACCGGGUCUAAUCGCUGUCCACUAUCGACCGACCGAAGCUGGAAAAUACACAGUGAAUAUCAAAUUCGCUGAGCAACACGUUAAAGAAAGCCCACUUUCUGUUGUUUGCACUGAUCGAGUAAGUCAAACGGCUACGGAAAUCGAGAGAGAAACAACAAAGCCAUCGAUUGCUGCUGUGGGUCGUGAGGCGAACAUUUACCUCAAACUGUCGCACACCGUUGAGAACGAUAUGAGUGCUCGCUUGGUGAAUCCACACGGUGAAGAGGUGCCUGUCUCAAUUCACGAUACCGGUGAUCAAUAUUAUGCUCUUCAUUUCACCCCAAAUGACGAAGGAGUGCACACCUUGUCCGUUUUCCAUCGAGAUCAACACGUCAAUGGGUCACCCUUCAACUUUACUGUUGGACAUUUGGCUGAUGGUGGAGCGCACAAGGUGAAAGCCUCUGGAAUGGGAGUGGUGAGAGGAGAAGUUGGAGUGCCAAAUGCUUUCAAUAUCUAUACAAGAGAGGCUGGCGCUGGCAAGUUGUCUGUGAGUGUUGAAGGGCCAGCAAAGGCAAAGAUGCACUUCAGUGAUCAUAAGGACGGGAAUUGUCAUGCCGAGUACACGGUGGCCGAGCCAGGCGAGUACUCUGUCGCGGUCAAGUUCAACGAUGAGCACAUUGCUGAAUCGCCUUUCAAAGUAUUCAUGGUUCCAUCUGGAGAGGGUCAUCGACAUGGUCUUUCCUCUUAUCGUCACUCGGAACAUCGAGUCAAUGGAGAAGCGAUCAAUGGAGGAAUUCAGUAUUCAGGAGAUGCUGAUAAGGUUGUGGCUAAGGGCACCGGGCUGAACAAGUUCACCCCAGGGGUCGCCUCGUCGUUCAACAUUGAUACGGGGCUGGCUGGGACAAAUCUGCUGAUGGUCGGUGUUGUGACAUCAAAGGGACCAUGCGAGGAGGUGGUCGUCAAACACAUGGGAGCUGGGCAUUAUGUGGUCAACUACAAGAUUCACGACAGUGUGCGUGGCUUCAUCUUCGUCAAGUACGGCGAUCGAGAAAUCCCGGGAUCGCCUUUCCCCAUUGGACCUUUA
Mesorhabditis belari is the source of this 5919-nucleotide messenger RNA. The record is from the annotation of a GenBank genome assembly. NCBI's taxonomy places the organism in Eukaryota, Metazoa, Nematoda, Chromadorea, Rhabditida, Rhabditidae.